Molecule: messenger RNA, 1997 nt
Organism: Ornithorhynchus anatinus (platypus)
Lineage: Eukaryota; Metazoa; Chordata; Mammalia; Monotremata; Ornithorhynchidae
Gene: ST7
Product: suppression of tumorigenicity 7
Exons: 17
Coding region: 146-1726 (526 amino acids)
Source: RefSeq, a predicted model, not a curated record
GCCGGUCCUGCUGGCGCUGCGGGGGUCGGUGCGGCUGGAGGACCCCAGGAGCACAGCCUGGCCGACCAGCGAAACCGUUCCAGUCAGUGUCUGACAGAGCUGGACACCCUCGACAGACUCCGAGGUUCUGAGCCAGCGCCACGUUAUGGAAUAUUCAGGUCUCCAGACAAGUCUGGGUGCCCCACCACACCCCCCCAAGAGUUCCUGUCCAGUGAGUAUGUUUUUGAACACAUUAACGCCCAAGUUCUAUGUUGCCCUGACAGGCACGUCCUCGUUAAUCUCGGGGCUCAUUUUGAUCUUUGAAUGGUGGUAUUUUCGCAAGUAUGGAACGUCAUUCAUUGAACAAGUGUCCGUGAGUCACUUGCGCCCUCUUCUGGGUGGGGUGGACAACAACUCUCCCAACAACUCCAACCCAAGCAACGGGGACUCGGACUCCAACAGGCAAAGCGUCUCAGAAUGCAAGGUUUGGCGGAAUCCACUGAAUUUGUUUCGAGGCGCUGAAUACAACCGGUACACGUGGGUGACAGGACGAGAACCUCUGACCUACUAUGACAUGAAUCUUUCAGCCCAGGACCACCAGACCUUCUUCACCUGCGACACAGAUCAUAUGCGGCCAGCAGAUGCUAUCAUGCAGAAAGCCUGGAGGGAGAGAAACCCUCAAGCGAGGGUGUCGGCAGCUCACGAGGCCUUGGAAUUAAAUGAAUGUGCCACCGCUUACAUCCUUCUGGCCGAAGAAGAAGCGACGACCAUCGUUGAAGCCGAGAAGCUGUUUAAGCAGGCUCUGAAGGCCGGGGAGGGCUGCUACAGACGGUCCCAACAACUGCAACAUCACGGGGCCCAGUACGAAGCCCAGCACAGACGAGACACGAACGUCUUGGUCUACAUUAAGAGGAGGCUGGCCAUGUGUGCGAGGAAGCUGGGAAGAACACGAGAAGCAGUGAAAAUGAUGAGAGACUUAAUGAAGGAGUUUCCUCUGCUGAGUAUGUUCAACAUUCAUGAAAACCUGCUGGAGGCCCUGCUGGAACUGCAGGCCUACGCCGACGUCCAGGCCGUUUUAGCCAAAUAUGACGAUAUAAGCUUACCCAAAUCGGCAACAAUAUGCUACACAGCGGCCCUGCUCAAAGCAAGAGCUGUCUCUGACAAGUUCUCCCCGGAGGCGGCUUCCCGGAGGGGGCUGAGCACGGCCGAGAUGAACGCUGUGGAGGCUAUUCACCGAGCGGUGGAAUUCAACCCUCACGUGCCAAAAUACCUCCUAGAGAUGAAAAGCUUAAUCCUUCCCCCAGAACACAUCCUGAAGCGAGGAGACAGUGAAGCAAUAGCGUACGCCUUCUUUCAUCUUCAGCACUGGAAGAGAGUGGAGGGCGCUUUGAACCUUUUACAUUGUACGUGGGAAGGCACUUUCAGGAUGAUUCCCUACCCGUUGGAGAAAGGGCACCUGUUUUACCCGUAUCCGAUCUGCACGGAAACAGCGGACAGGGAGCUGCUUCCAUCUUUCCAUGACGUUUCCGUUUACCCGAAGAAGGAGCUUCCUUUCUUCAUCCUCUUCACCGCCGGGCUGUGUUCGUUCACGGCCAUGCUGGCCCUGCUGACGCAUCAGUUCCCCGAGCUCAUGGGUGUCUUCGCGAAAGCCUUUCUCAGCACUUUGUUUGCCCCUUUAAAUUUUGUGAUGGAGAAGGUUGAAAGUAUUCUGCCCUCCAGUCUGUGGCACCAGCUGACGAGGAUCUGAGACGCCCUCCCCUCCCUGCCUCUGUUUCCACUCUUGACCCGACUGCCAGGAUAUCUUCGUGCCAACUCCUUGUUGACCGCAAGAAAGCAUGAUUUUUAAAAAGGGAAGCCGUUCUGAGACUUAAAAAACAAGAUUCUUCAUGGAUUGUCUGUUCUCAUAUUAAAAACUGUUUUUGUUGUACAAAAUACAUUGAUGUUCAGUUCUAUUAUAUUUUGCCUUCAGAAAAGGAAAAAAAAAACCCUCAAAAAUAAACUUUUGUGUAUUGCAGCAA